AUGAAGGAAACGCCGGCGGCAGCGACGAUCGACUCCAAGUCGUGUAAAAGAAACAACGAAACGGCGACRGACGGGAUGUUGGACACCACGGACAGGAAGAAGCCAACCGUGGGUUCCCGUCGUCGGAUAACCGCGUCGYCAUCCGGUGGACGGCCGUCGUGUACCACGGUGACAGUCCUGUCCGUGGUGGCCGUUGCUUGUUUCAUGGCGGUCGUCGACUUACAACACGCGACUGCCGUUUGUCAACAUUGGCUGUCGACGCUGUUUCAGUCGGCUGCCGAUCAACAGAGACCUAUUAAAUUAGUAAAAGAGGUGUUACCAUUGGGUAUCUUCCUCAUCAUGUUAUUCAUGUCAUUUUGUUCUAUGUUAAUACAUCAAAUUUGCUCAUUCUACGCGUACACAGGACGACCAGUAGUGGUUGUUGAAAAUUCCAACGCCGAGAGGUCGGCCGAUUUUGGAUUUAAACUUUUCAAAAACUUGUCCGAUUCCAAACUUUUAACGCCAUGCCAGUUUUUCCCGUACAAAACCGAAUUCACCACGCUCGAGGAAGCUCUGAAUAUGGACGACCAACGGGCAGCGAUGGCACCCGGAUAUGCGCCGUGGUACAUUGGAUGGAGCAAUUGUGAACGUAAAUCAAUAAACCGUUUGAAGGAACACAUAUCUCUACCGAGUUUCUUGCCAAAGCUGUCAGACAGGAAGCAAACUCUUUGGAUUUUUAUGGGCACACCGGGACACGGAGCACCGAUGCACAUCGACAAAGUGGCAUUUCCAUCAUGGCAGACGCAAAUCAGUGGAUACAAAAAAUGGACAUUGCGCACACCGGUCGAAUGUUUUUUUAAAUGCAAACGAAUGUUCGAAGUGUUCAUCGAACCUGGUUCAACGAUUGUACUAGAUACAAAUAUUUGGUACCAUGAAACACAAACUAUUGGUCAAGAUAUCAGCAUAACUGUUGGCGGUGAAUAUGAUUGAGAUACAAGACAUAAUCCAAGAAUAUAGUAGGUACUUAAAUAUUAUAAAUCAUUAAUACUAGAAUUUCAAUGGCUUUUUUUAUUAUUUUAAAUUAACAUACACCAGCCACAUGUAUAWGAAAUUCGACAAUUUUACUAUUUUAAUUUUUAACAUAACUAUUCGUCUACUGUAAACAUUUGAUUUAUAAAAAUUAAAUUAUUAUAUAUAAUCAAAAGCAUAUUAUUUUAAUAAUGGAUAUUUACCCUGUGGUCGCAAUACAUCUAAAAAACAUAAUAUCAUAACAAUUGAAACAUUGAAAGUUAAUUUAGAAAGUCAGGUUGAAAAUACAAUACAAUUGUAUYGUUAUAUAUGACAAAAACCCUGGUUUUUUAUUAUUUGUAUUUAUGUAUUUAUGUGUACAAGUAAUACUGAGUAGAUAUUAUUUGGCUUUCUAGACAAAAUAUUGUAAAAGAAUACUCCAGAGGUCAGUUACGUAACAUGAGCACAUCUGUUAUUUUAUAUCAUGUUAUUGCUAAAAUUCAUAAGUAUAACUUAUAAACAAUUAAGUUUACUAAACUAUGCUUGAUUAAAAUAACCAAGCAGAAUUUAAAUUAAAUUUUAAGUAAAAAAAAUUUUUUUGAAUAAACAAACAAAUACAAAACAAAUUUAUAACACAAG
Molecule: messenger RNA, 1626 nt
Organism: Diuraphis noxia (Russian wheat aphid)
Lineage: Eukaryota; Metazoa; Arthropoda; Insecta; Hemiptera; Aphididae
Molecular function (GO): 2-oxoglutarate-dependent dioxygenase activity
Source: RefSeq, a predicted model, not a curated record